AUGGUCAUGGAAUCUUCGGAGAUCCUGGUGCACGUCGCUGCUCCUAGCACCAUUGCAGACGAUGCUCGCUAUCGUGCGCAGGUCCAGGCCAUUCUCGGCUUCCAGUGUAUCUCCCACCAGAGGAUCUCCCUCAGUGACUAUCAGCAGAACCAGUAUGACUGUACUGAUGCUGGUCAUCUGCCCGAUCAGUCUCUCGCUGCCACCUGCGAAUCCACUUCCUCCUCUCAGCCUCCCCACGUGAUCCCCUCAUAUACGCACACUUUCCCCUCACGAUCAGCGUCGAUUCCCACGUCCCAGAACGAUCCGCCUCCAAAUGGCGCUGAAAAGGACUCCCUUGGUAGUCCACUCAGCGUCAUACCGGAUUCUCAGCCAGAGAGGCUGUCUCCAUGCCAUGAACACUUCUUACCUCCCGCCAAGCGAUAUCGAGUAGACAAUCCAGCUUUAAGUCCACGUCCACACCACUCUUCACCUUCUACACCCCUCCUCCAUGACAAAAAAAAAUCUCCGCCGUUACACGAGACUGAAUAUGAUGACGACGACAACCCUCCCCCAAGCAGUACCAAUCCCAGUACCCUGAAACCCAGCCCGAAGAGAAUCCAUACUACGCACCCACCACCACCAUGCCAAAUAUCCCUCACGAUGCUCCCCCUCGAAAUCAAACCCCCUCCACCGCCCAUCUCAACCGCUCAAUUCGUAUCCCACAUCACACCCACCCUAGCCAUGCUCGCCCGCCGUCUGAAAACUCCCCGAUAUUACACCCCCGUCUAUCAAACCCGAGACCUUGACACCCUCGAGCGAGGAUACUGGCAUCUCCGUUUCGAUAUCCGCGAUUCCGAGGCCGCAUCGUCGUCGCCGCCGUCGACAUUCACGACUCGCAACGACUCCAAGACCUGGGAAAUGGCGCUUUUCAGUCGUUUCUGGUCGUUUUUGUCGGAGUUUAUCGCCAAGGAGGGCCGUGCCGGGUGGGGGGUAUGGUGUAUUCUCGAGGAGGAUGUAGAUGGUCCUCCGUUGCCGCAGAUCAGUCACAGGUUGAAGCUCAGGGUGUAUACGUGGGGAGAGAUCGCUUCCCAUGUCUAUCUGCUCUUGUUUCUAGCUAGUGAGCGUCGAAUACGGAAGAUGGGUGCGCAGUGGUGCGAUGGACGGGAAGAGACGGUCAUUCAAAUGCCGUGA
Aspergillus tanneri is the source of this 1170-nucleotide messenger RNA. RefSeq lists its product as uncharacterized. The record is from RefSeq and is a predicted model, not a curated record. Bases 1 to 1170 code for a protein of 389 amino acids. Lineage: Eukaryota; Fungi; Ascomycota; Eurotiomycetes; Eurotiales; Aspergillaceae. The transcript has a single exon.